Esox lucius (northern pike) is the source of this 2601-nucleotide messenger RNA. RefSeq names its product twist family bHLH transcription factor 1a (gene twist1a). The coding region runs from base 944 to 1534 and encodes 196 amino acids. Gene Ontology annotation, biological process: regulation of transcription by RNA polymerase II; developmental process. NCBI's taxonomy places the organism in Eukaryota, Metazoa, Chordata, Actinopteri, Esociformes, Esocidae. Gene Ontology annotation, molecular function: protein dimerization activity; DNA-binding transcription factor activity, RNA polymerase II-specific; RNA polymerase II transcription regulatory region sequence-specific DNA binding. The transcript is spliced from 3 exons. The record is from RefSeq and is a predicted model, not a curated record.
GCACCAGCGACAUGCUGUGAGCUUCGAUCCGCCCUGAGAGCUCCCUGGGCAGGCUUGCUUUAAAACCUGAGCUGCUGUCCCGGGGUCCCAGUGGGGAGGAGAACCACUUAGUCGCAUACCUUAGCAAAGAAAAAUAAACAUUCAAACUUUUUUAGGCCCUGGAAAAGCUGCUGUUUACACUUCUCUGUUCUGAAAUGUCGGAUAUUCUCACAGGCUUUUCAUUUCAUGCGAUGGAGCAAAAUAGGUAAACUAUCUUAUCUAACUGUAAGCAUUCUCACAGGCUUUUCAUUUCAUGCGAUGGAGCAAAAUUGGUAAACUAUCUUCUCUAACUGUAAGCUGCUAGGACUGUUUUCACGAUCUCAUUAAAAAUUAACCAAAAUUAAUUAAAUUAAACCUGAAUGAUUUGCUUAAAGCAAAGUCAAUAGGUCUACAAGUGUGGUAUUUUGGGUUGUACAAAUUUUGCGACCAAAGACAGAACGAGCCGGGGAAGAUUUGACAAGCAGCAGAGGCGCCCCAUUCCUUAUUUCAACACUUACCUUGCAGCUCACUACAGGGUCCUGCUCCCUCUCACACACCCCUCCUGUCGUCACAUAAUCAGCUCAUCCAAUCACAGCGUUCCUCAAUAUCCGUGCGCUGUGCAUGGCACAGUUAUAAAGAUCUUGAACUAGCAGAGUAUAUUCUAAAUGAUGGCAAGACCUGGCGUGAGAAUGCAUCCCCUUUAACUAUCUACACUCCACUGUGAUAGUAAAAAGAGAGAGGAGGGACAGACGGGGAAGUGGAAGUGAAAUAUAGAGAAAAGAAAAACGAAAGAAAAAGAAGGAUCUUUAUUCCUUUUCUUUUUUUUUUUAAAGGAACAGAAACCACCAGGUGGUGUUUAUUGAUGCUGUGACCUGGGUGGGGUGUUAAGGUCAUUAGUCAGGGGUUAAGGGUCAGGGAUAAAGUGAUGUUUGGCAGUGUGACGAGUCCUCCAGAAGGAUCUCCGGUUGACAGUGCUGGGAACAGCGAGGAGGAGUCGAACAAACAGCGGAGGCCCCAAAGAGGUCCUAGAAAACAGCGGGCGAGCCGAAGGACACAGAGAGGGCAGGAUGAAGAGAAAGAAGAAAACUGGAACCAGGAAAGCCUGAGCCCUGGGAAGGUGAGACGGAAGAGGUGUUGGGGCAGUGACGGGAGUGACGGGAGUGACGUUAGCGCUGUGUGUAGCCCAGCCAGAUGCCUGGAGGUUCUGCAGUCUCAGCGUGUCAUAGCAAACGUGCGAGAGCGUCAGAGGACCCAGUCCCUCAACCAGGCUUUCGCCUCGCUACGACAGAUCAUCCCCACACUGCCCUCGGACAAACUGAGCAAGAUCCAGACACUCAAACUGGCAACGAGGUAUAUAGACUUCCUCCAUCACGUGCUGCAGAGCGAGGGGACGGACCUGGACAGCCUGCAUGGGUUCGCGGCCGCCAGCUGUGGUCACGCGGCUCACGAGCGUCUGAGAUACGCGUUUUCACUGUGGAGGACGGAGGAGGGAGCGUUGCCCAAGAUUGCUACGUAGCACUGCCCACUGCUGAGGCACAACCAAACGUGAUGAUCCAACAAGGUGCGUACUGGGAAGUGGAUUCCUCAGGCUGAAAUCUGGAAUACCACUGGGACUAAUUGGCUGAGGAAACUACAUUCAAAAAGGAAUUUCAGAGGCAUGGACAAAGAUGGCUGUUUUCUCAAUUUCAAUGAUUCUCCUGCGUGCAUGGUAUACGCCUUAUGGGGAACACAGGUCAAUUACCGUCGGUGGACAACUAUGGCUUAUUUCGGUCCUUUCCAUGCCUUACGCAGGCAACAAGUAGACUGGGACUGUACCAACUGACCUCAUGGGCAUUGGAAACAUGUGUAGUGCCAGUUUUGGUAUCUACAAAUUAAUUGAAAGUAUUUAUUGAUGUUACAAUGAAGAUGUAUCCAUUUCUAGAUGCAUUUCUAAUUUAAUAUUUUUUUGUGUGCUAUAAAUCAGAGUUUUUGGUCAAUUCCAAUUGAAAGCAGGCGAUUCAGAAAGUAAAAGUUUUCAAGUAUAUAUAUUUAUUUUAAAUAGGGAGUAUUCAAAUCCCAUUUGGAUCUGACUACCUCCAGUUAGAACUGAUCCUAACGCUUCUGUAAAUAUCUUUAAAUAUUUUCUGAAAUAAACAUUUAAGUAUGAUUACAAUUUUGAUCAUUCAAACUGUACUUUUUAGCAAGACAAAGUGAACAAGACUAAUGUUUGACAGAGGUUAGAACAGACCCUGAUUGAGCAGUGGGCCGGAUUGAAACCAGCGCUGUGGCAUUGCGUGUACACCAGAGGCAGACGUUUAGACUGCAGGACCCCCCUUAGCCAAUGUAGGCAUUUUAUAUAUAAUAUAUCUAGAAGUCUUGGCAAUGUGCAAACACUCUCCAUACAACAUCUCCCAAUUGUAUCAUGUGUACAUUAAGCUUGUCUUGAGCAGAAGCAUGCAUGCUAUCUGGGUUCAAUAUGGAUAAUGUUGAUAGUCAGACAACUGUCAAAUGUUAAGAAAGCUAGCUAGUAUUAGCAAUUUUAGAAAAUAUAUAACGCCAGCAAAACUGUUAUUAGUUGAGGAAUUGUUCUGACUUCAAAGGCAC